AAGUAGUGGUCGACCAAAGCAUCUAUCUAGUUAAGGAGCCCUUGUGUGUCCCGGAGGAGUCGGAGAAGCACCUCUCUUUGGACUAAGAACGACACGCCAGAUGGAGCAUCCGGGUUAUCAUCGUGAUCUGCUCCAUGAUUUACUAAAAGCGAUGCGAUCGCUGGACGAGUCGCAUGCCCAAGGCCUAUUCGAAUUGCUGCGGGCGGAUUCGUCCGUAGAACAACUUCGGUCUUACAUUGACAAGACCUUGAGUGAAGUCCAAGUCUCCGAUCACGAUGGUGAGGCCAUCAGUAGUCUCGAACGUCUCUGGGAAACGGUGGAUAUAUCCAGCGGAGCACCGCCGUCUCGGCCCUCGGUGAUGGACCUUAACUACUUGUGUGAUAUUACACCUUUCCGUGUUCCAGCCAAACCGUGGACUACGGUGACGAACGAUGACAAUCUGGUGUCCCAUCUAGUGUCCUUGUAUUUUACGUGGGACUAUCCCUUCUAUGCCUUCGUUGACCAGAAAGCAUUCAUUCGCCAUAUGACCCUCGGAAACGUCGACUCCGACCUUUGCAGCCCGUUCCUCGUCAACGCUGUUCUCGCAAACGCAUGCGUAGGAACUCUCCUGCUCCCCCCUGGCUCGUUCCGGGUCAUACUGACGUCACGGCAUGGGACAGUAUUAUUCGCAAUACUCCGAAGCAUAUGUCGUGCCAGGAGACAUCGCCAGCCAAGGACGCAAUUUCCUGGCCGAGGCGGAACGAUAUCUACCAAGCCAUCAACUGGAAAAGAAUGGCGGGGUUCGGCUAGCGUCAUUGCAAGGGGCGUUACUCUUAUAUGAAAGGUAGGUGGCCAUUUCCCCUGUGAGAAUCAUCUGGAGGGUAAACGUAACCGUCCAUUCGGAUGGGCACUAGAUACGCCAUGUCGGGAGAGGACGAUCUCGGCUAUACCAUGCUCAAUUUGGCGAUCGAGAUGGCGGAGGCACUUGGCAUCAUCAACCGGGAGCCGCUAGAUCUCAGCAAAUUGCAGCUGUCCGACGAAAUGAUCACCUCCGUGAAGCGAACGGCAUGGGGCGUCUUCCAGGUCGACACGUAGGUCUCUCCCCAUUCAUGUUUGUCGGUAAUUCCCAGUCCUUCUGAAUCCGCGACACUGAUGUCGCCGCGACGACAGGGUGGUCCAUACCAACUUUUUGAAGCCCAGCCGGGU
This is a messenger RNA of Aspergillus caelatus, 1185 nucleotides long. Its product is annotated as fungal specific transcription factor domain-containing protein. The record is from RefSeq and is a predicted model, not a curated record. The transcript has a single exon. Lineage: Eukaryota; Fungi; Ascomycota; Eurotiomycetes; Eurotiales; Aspergillaceae. Bases 101 to 820 code for a protein of 239 amino acids.